AUGAUUCAUUGGUCCAAUAUUUUGGCAAUCAUACGCAAAGUCAUCAAUACAUACACUCAAAAGAAUCCCCGUGCAGCACGAAUCAUGAAUAUUAUAUGGUAUGCCGUAAUCAUUAUUGGGCUAUUGCCUCUCUUGUUAGUAAUUUUCAAACGAAAAGAUCCCUCCUCCGAAGAUGCUCAACGAAAUACAUCUUCGGGACAAUCCACGCAACAACAAAAUCGGUCUUCAUCAGGUAAAUCAUCGGGAUUAUUUGGAAAAGUUUGCCUCAAUGCAAAGGCUUUCUUGUUAGAUCAUGAAUUGUAUGAAAAUCGCUCGACCAAUCAACAACAAGAGAGUAUCAUGGAAAUUGCUUCUUCCACAACCGAAACGGAUGAUGCCAAUGAUGAACGUAUGAAACAUCUUAAAAAAUUGGCCAACGAUUGUGAUGUGUAUAUUAUUGUACAAGUUGCAUCGGAUGAGGAACAAAAUUACUAUCAAGAUUUAUUGGAGAAAAAGUAUGGAUUUUUCAACUCGGUGAAAAUUCUAUUUUGUGAAACAGUGAAAGGAAAAAUUGCAUUCUGUCGUCAAAUUAAUCCACAACUUUGCAUUGAUGUUGACAAGGAAACCACACGGGAAUUGAAGCGAUUUUAUGAAGGAGUUUGCAUGAUACAAAAGAAUGCUAAAAACUCCAAGAAUGAACACGACAUUUUGGAAUAUUCAAACUUUUUGGACCUGAUGAGUCAUUUAACAAAGGCUUAA
This is a messenger RNA of Naegleria lovaniensis, 738 nucleotides long. Its product is annotated as Peroxin 22 (Pex22), putative. The record is from RefSeq and is a predicted model, not a curated record. Gene Ontology annotation, biological process: peroxisome organization. The transcript is spliced from 2 exons. NCBI's taxonomy places the organism in Eukaryota, Heterolobosea, Eutetramitea, Acrasida, Naegleriidae. The coding region runs from base 1 to 738 and encodes 245 amino acids.